Messenger RNA from Malus domestica (apple), 1606 nucleotides. RefSeq names its product phytochrome A-associated F-box protein. NCBI's taxonomy places the organism in Eukaryota, Viridiplantae, Streptophyta, Magnoliopsida, Rosales, Rosaceae. The record is from RefSeq and is a predicted model, not a curated record. Gene Ontology annotation, molecular function: protein binding.
GUCAAAAUAAUAUAAAUCAAAUAGCUGUAGAAUCCCCCAGAGAGCCAUCUCAGCUCCACCAAAUUCCAACGGCAAAAAAAUCACCUCGCUUUCUCUCUCUAGCCAACCAACCACUCACACACACACUGUUCUUCGCAAACUUCCCCAUCUCUCUCUCCCCAAAUCAAUUCGCCGGAAACAAACUGAAAAACAAAUCGAACCAAACAAUCGGAAAUUCUGUUAACCAUCUCUCAAAAUCCCCCAAAAUACCCAAAUCCAACGUCAAUUUCGUCCUUUUGUCCCCUCAUUUCUCAGACAAGUUUGAAUUCCGAUGGCCGGAACUCUCUUCUCGAAGCUCUCCGACGACGUCGUUGUGAACAUCCUCUUCAAGCUCGAGGAGGACCCGCGGAACUGGGCUCGGCUCGCCUGCUCCUGCACCAAGUUCUCCUCCAUGAUCCGAAACGUCUGCUGGAAGACCAAGUGCUACAAGGUCAUUCCUUCCGUCGUCUCCGAUCUCCUUGCCGGCUCCUCCGAGCCUCCCGGCGGCUGGGCCGCUCUUCACAAGCUCGCUGUCUGCUGCCCCGGCCUCCUCCACUCCGGCGUCCUCUUCGAGAACUCCGACUUUGGGCUCGAGCGCGAGCUCGGUCCCGACGAGGAUUACCGGAGAUUGGACUCCAGUCCGCUCGGCGUAUCUCCGGCGGCGAAGCCUCCGACCGAGGCGUCCUCGAGCCAAAUUGGCGCGAAUCAGGAGGGUGGUUCCUCUGGAAAUGAUUGUUCUUGGUCUCUGUUCGAUGAUCUUUAUUUCGAUACAGUCUAUAACGAUUCUGAAGCCCAUGAUCAAGAGCAAGACAAUUCCCAAUUAGAAUCAGCGGCGACGGAGGCGGCGGAGGAUCAAGUCUCCGUCGAUGUCGAUAAUGGCUCCGUUCGAGUGGGCAGCGAAUUUUCGAUUUGCAAGAAAAGGAAGGUGUGCAGACCGAUGAGGUCGCAUUUGGCUUCUGGGGUUUGGAAUCUGAGCCGUGAGCAGGGCAACAAGCUUCUCCACAGCCGGUUCCGCGGCGACCGCUUGUACAUUUGUGAUUGGCCCGGCUGCGUGCACAUCGAAGAGAAGCGAAAUUACAUGCUUUUCAGAGGGAUUUUCAAGGAUUUCAAGGGGUCCCAAGUGUGGAGGACGAUCAAGGAUGGGAACCGCAGCAAGAUUGAUCUGAAUUGCGCGUUUUGCACCUGCAAAGACACUUGGGAUUUGCAUUCUGCAUUCUGCUUGAGGCGGGUUUUCGGGUACCAUGACGAUGGCGAGCCGGUUGUUCGAGCUUAUGUCUGUGAAAAUGGACAUGUCUCUGGGGCUUGGACCGACCUGCCAUUGUACUCUUGAUGGAGAUUGCUCUCUAAGGAGGGCAUGUACUAAUACUCCGAAGCACCAUAGAGUUCUCGCUCUCCAGGAUCUGAGGAGAGUGGAAUGUGUUUUUAUUUCGAUGUAUGUCAAUUUUUUCAAGCGUUGUUGCUGCUGUUAUUGUUGUGUUCUCAAAACCUUCUUUGUUGUAUUGUUGUUUGCGUUUCAAUAAGAUUGUAUUAUGUCAAUGUCAUGUUGUAAGAUUUUAAUAAGAUCCUAAAUUUAUAUUGAGAUUUCGAA